AUGGCUCUGGCAGCUCCAGCCAGCCUCCCGGACAAAUCUAUCAUGAGCCCCAGACAAACUUCCUGUACGGCACCAGGCCGCGUCACUGCACCGGUCACAUACAAUAUCUAUCCCGACACCCCAGACAAGUCAGAGCCGUCCACAAGCUACAUUGACAUACAGAACCUCUCCGACCGGGAGGAGCGCGAGCAGGUUGUCGUGUUCAAAGGCAUCCCGGCAGACGCCAAGGUCUGCACACUAGGCUGGAUCCAGGCCGUGACCGCUGAGCGCGAGUUCACAGUCGAGGAGAAUGGAUCAACCAAGGUCAAGGCCUUUUACGAGUUUCCUUCUCCCCCAGACUGUGGGACGGAUGAGGAAGAAGAGGUCACAGUCAAUUACGGCGUCAUUGAACCCUUGUCGUCCGCAUCGACGGCACUGGAGUUAUCCCCAGACUUCACGUUCUGGAAUGACACGCCCAGUGCUGUGAACCAUACUGCAGGGACGGUACCGUGUGCCGAAGCAAUAUAUCUGCAUGUCAGGAUCAACUCGAUCAAUGGACUGGGCGAUGUGCUGUUCAAACAGGACGACAAAAACGGCUUCGUAAUGGGGUACAAUUGCUGAAGGAUGGAGGAUGGUUUCACGAAGCACAUCACGCCAUUGCUACAAAGUUCUCGAGGCCAAAUGGGGCCCCCUGGUUCUGCUUCUCCUGUCUCAACGCAUUCAUGCACAUCAUCACACGCAGAUUGAU
Microdochium trichocladiopsis is the source of this 727-nucleotide messenger RNA. RefSeq lists its product as uncharacterized. The transcript has a single exon. NCBI's taxonomy places the organism in Eukaryota, Fungi, Ascomycota, Sordariomycetes, Xylariales, Microdochiaceae. The record is from RefSeq and is a predicted model, not a curated record. Bases 1 to 600 code for a protein of 199 amino acids.